AUGGAGGAAAUACAGAACUUAAAAAAAAAGAAUUAUAAAUCAGUACAAAAAAAUUAUAGUGAAGACUAUCUUGGACUUGAUUUUUCAUACCAAGGAUUAAAGCAUCUUUCUUACUCUUUGUUUCAACUUACUUUUAUCAAAGAGUUAAAUUUGAAAGGUAACGAUUUAGAAAAUAUUCCUGGAGACAUUUACAUCCUAAAAAAUCUUGAAAUUUUAAAUCUCAGCAAAAAUAAAAUUAAAUUUUUACCGGCUAAAAUAGGUAAAAUGAUAAAUUUAAAAGAGCUGUAUUUAUCUGAUAAUUUUAUAUCAAAUAUCCCUAUGGAACUUGGAAGUUUGUACAACUGUACUGUAUUUGAAAUUAAUAAUAAUCCACUUAUUAGUCCUUUUAACUUAUUAUAUAAGGAUAAAAAGUUAUUACAGUACUGUAGAGAACAUAAUACAAAUUAUGGCCCGCCAGCAGAUAGAACAUGGUUAGAUACUGUUAUAAAAAAGGAUAUGUCGGAAAUAACAUUUUCUUGUGGCACAUACAACAUUUUAUCGAAUUAUAGUGCAGUACGUUUAGGAUAUCCACCUACUUGGGUUCUUAAUCCUGAUUAUCGUAAAGAAAAUAUUUUGCAUAACAUUUGCUCUAUAAAUGUUGACAUUCUUUGUUUACAAGAAGUUGAAACUUACAAUUAUGAAGAUUUUUAUAAAGAUCAGUUAGAGUUAAGAUGUGAAUACAGUUCAGUUUUCCAACCUAAAGGAAGAUCGAAAAAUUUAACAGAUUCUAAAUCCGUGGAUGGAUGCGCGACUUUUUGGAAAAAAUCGAAAUUUAAGAUAAAGGAAAAUUUAGUUAUUGAUUUUUAUAGUAAAUUUAUAAAUGAUUAUAGAUUCAAUAAAAAUAUUAAUUUAGUCAGCAGAUACGGUAAGAAAGAUAACAUAGCACUAAUUUCAAUCUUUGAAAUUUCUCAGACAAAACAAACACUUAUUGUUGUAAAUGUUCAUUUGUAUUGGGAUCCUGAGUAUGAGGAUAUUAAAUUUGUACAGGCAAUCAUUUUACUUGAGGAAUUAGAAAAAGUCAGUAAAUGUUAUAAAAAUCCCAGUAUUGUCUUAUUAGGAGAUUUUAAUUCUUUACAAAAUUCUUCUGUAUAUUCAUUUAUCACUCAAAAUAGUGUAUCGAAUACAAAUUUGUGUAAAUAUAACAUAGGAUUUAUUCCUGGUCAUUUUUUAAAACUGUCUGAUGCAUAUUUGAGCGAAGAAAAUGACUUCACUAACUUCACACCCACUUUUAAAGGCGUGAUAGAUUUCAUUUUUUAUUCAGAUACAUUGGAAUUGAGAAGUAUACUUUCUACGAUUGAAAAUGAAUAUUGUGAUCAGGUAGUUGGUCUUCCCAAUAUUCAUUUUCCGUCUGAUCAUAUUUUUUUAGCAUCAAAAUUUAAAUUAAAAAAAUAA
This is a messenger RNA of Vairimorpha ceranae, 1431 nucleotides long. Its product is annotated as glucose-repressible alcohol dehydrogenase transcriptional effector. Gene Ontology annotation, molecular function: protein binding; poly(A)-specific ribonuclease activity. The record is from RefSeq and is a predicted model, not a curated record. Gene Ontology annotation, biological process: nuclear-transcribed mRNA poly(A) tail shortening. The coding region runs from base 1 to 1431 and encodes 476 amino acids. Lineage: Eukaryota; Fungi; Microsporidia; Nosematidae. Gene Ontology annotation, cellular component: cytoplasm; nucleus; CCR4-NOT complex. The transcript has a single exon.